UUCACAAACACACGCAAAAUCACACGGAGAAACAGAGAGAGAUGGAAAUGAGUGGAAAUGGAGGUAGAACGAUGAGCGGGAAAACACAGAAGAAGAAGAUAAGCUUAGAGAAUUACCUGGAUAUUAUUCACAGUCACAAGCAACUCGAUGAUCUCAAUAUCGCUAAUCUCAAGGAGAUCAUUAGCAUGCACGGAUUCAAAAAAAUGGAGACUACAAAGAACGUUCUGAUUGAGGCGGUGAAAACAAUGGAGUUAAUGGACCUUAGUCGCUCCACAUUACAAGAGGAAAUAUCAUCAGAAGAAGCGGUUGUUUCUGUUGAUGAAGCAAUCAAAGACCUAACUCAACUCAACUGGCAAGAGUGCUGUGUCGCCUCUCUUCAAACCAUUUGUUUCUCUGCUGAUGGAGUUGUUAGAGACUACUCAAAUCACUGCCACGAGAAGAAGAAGAAGAAGAAGAAGAAGACCAACAAUGAUGCUUCAGCUUCCUCAGUGCCGAAUAUUAUGCUGCCACCAACUGACAAAGAAGUAACAGGAAGUCAAGCUGCUGAUGAAGGGUUAAGUAUUAACUUGACAAAGCAGUCAACUAUUACUGAGGUUGCUACGCAAGGUACUAAUAUUGAACGAGAUGGAUAUGGUGGUUCUACUCAAGAUGAUGUUGUUGGACGUGAUGGAUAUGAUGGUUCUACUCAAGGUGCUGAUGUUGGGCGAGAUGGAUAUGGUGGUUCUACUCAAGGUGAUGUUGUUGGGCGUGAUGGAUAUGGUGGUUCUACUCAAGGUGAUGCUGUUGGACGUGAUGGAUAUGGUGGUUCUACUAAAGUUACUAAUGUUGGACUUGAUGGAUAUGGUGUUUCUGCUCAAGGUGAUGUUGUUGGACAUGAUGGACAUGAUGGACAUGGUGGUUCUACUCAAGGUACUGAUGUUGGACAUGAUGGAUAUGGUGGUUCUACUCAAGUUGAUGUUGUUGGGCGUGAUGGAUGUGGUGGUUCUACUCAAGGUGAUGCUGUUGGACGUAAUGGAUGUGGUGGUUCUACUAAUGUUGGACUUAAUGAAUAUGGUGUUUCUACUCAAGGUGAUGUUGUUGGACGUGAUGGAUAUGGUGGUUCUACUCAAGGUGAUGUUGUUGGACGUGAUGGAAAUGGUGGUUCUACUCAAGGUGAUGAUGUUGUUGGUGUUUCUAAGAGAGGCAGGAGUGUGAAGAGAAGAAUCAUGACAGAAUAUGUUACUACUGUGCUUAAAAAGAAGUCUAGAGUUUCUAAGCAGUAGAGUAUCUUGAGAGGUGUUUUUGGAUUUUUGUCUUAAAUUUACAGUUUAAACGGGACACCUUGUGAAGAUGCACUGUACUGUUUAUGUUGCUUAUUAAGCAGUUUUGUGCUGAUGUUGCUUAGUGGGCGCAUUUUGGCCGUGGAUUACCGAAGUUCGAAAUUUGCAAAAUCUGAUGGCUAACCCAGUAUUUGCAAUAUUGUUUAGUCUGAAAGGAAAUGUGUGGUAAGAACAGUGUGUGUGAGAGAGAGAACGUUUCCCCACGCCUAAUAAAACUAUUCUGGUGUAUGCCAAAAUACCUCAUCCUCUUGUUCCCGACAGAGAACCAUCAAGUUUUGAUAAACUGG
Molecule: messenger RNA, 1606 nt
Organism: Nicotiana attenuata
Lineage: Eukaryota; Viridiplantae; Streptophyta; Magnoliopsida; Solanales; Solanaceae
Product: stress protein DDR48
Exons: 5
Coding region: 42-1262 (406 amino acids)
Source: RefSeq, a predicted model, not a curated record